Messenger RNA from Anastrepha ludens (Mexican fruit fly), 603 nucleotides. RefSeq names its product modular serine protease-like. Gene Ontology annotation, molecular function: protein binding. The transcript has 2 exons. The coding region runs from base 67 to 534 and encodes 155 amino acids. Gene Ontology annotation, cellular component: plasma membrane. Lineage: Eukaryota; Metazoa; Arthropoda; Insecta; Diptera; Tephritidae. The record is from RefSeq and is a predicted model, not a curated record.
GCAACUUGAAAGGCUGAAUCGGAGCUUCACAGUUAUUUGGCAUAUAAACGUAUAGUACAUCCAUACAUGUAUAUAUAUAUUUGGGAACGAAAUAUGUUUGCUGCAACAUUAAUAUUCCUCGGCCAUGUUUUCUUUGUUACAAGUAUUGAGAUUACGGAGGUUGAUUUCGAAGGCUGCAGUGGAUCGCAAUGUGAUGAUGGCACUUGCAUUGAAGACACCUAUUUCUGCAAUGGUUUCAAGGACUGCCCGGAUGGAUCGGAUGAAUCGGAACAAAUGUGCAAGGAAGCAGAAUGCGCUAAUAGCGAUUUCAAGUGUUCCUAUGGCGCCUGCAUACCACACCAAAUAACCUGCGAUCAAAAAUUCGACUGUGUGGAUGGCAGCGAUGAAACUUUCGCAUUAUGCCCCAAUACGAAACCAUGCCCCAAUACGAAAUUCCAGUGUGGCUAUGGCGGAUGCAUUAAUUUUGAUGGAAAAUGUGAUGGCAAAUUUGAUUGUCCCGAUCAAAGCGAUGAGUAUCCACCGUUAUGUCAAUGAUUUAUUAACCACAUGGCAGACUUACAGAUUUAAAUGAAGAAAUAAAGAAAAAUGGAUUAGACAAACAGA